AUGGUUAAAACAAGAAGCCAGGCAGCGGCUCCAUCGGGAGUUCCCGUCGCUCCAGAAUCAACUGUCUCGGCCCGAGGUUCGCAUCAUUCGAGUGCCUCCCUUCGAGCCCAGCGGCUGCCCAUCGAGGCGGCUCACGCCCGGCGCAUGGCCGACAGGGAGGCAGAUCGUGAGCGCAUCAUGGCGGACCUCGAGCUGCAAGCAGAGCUCGCGGCCCUGGAGGACACCGGCAGCUCCCAGUAUUUUAGAAGUUUGCGAGUAGAAAGGUGGGUGGCGCAAUCUAAGAGUGAAUGUUCACAUGGGUCUCAUUCGCAGAUGGCUAAUGAGCAAACUGGUCGGGACGGUCGUGUCUCGCUUAACGUCGAUGGCUCGAAAGCCACGGCGGGCGGAUACGUGUCUUCAUACGCCCCGACUCCAACCGCGUCAGCGUUGUUGCCAGCUGGUCAUAUGAGCGUGGCCUCGCCCAGCGCCGUGGGCUCAGAAGCUUCGGCGCGCGAGUACGCGCUUCCCUAUGCGCCGGCUCCGUCUGCAUCAACAUGGAUACCAGGCGGUAGUGUGCGCGUGGCCUCGCCCAGCGCCGCCGUGGGUUUAUUAGCGCCAGCGCGCAAGUACGCGCUGCCCUGUGCUCCGGCUCCGUGUACGUUAGCGUUGAUGCCAGCUAGUCGUACGAGUGUGGUCUCGGCCAGCGCUGUGGGCUCAGUAGCUCCGGCGCGCGAGAACGCGCUUCCCUAUACGCCGGCUCCGUCUGCGUCAACGUUAGUAUCGGGUGGUCGUAUGCGCGUGGCCUCGCCCAACGCCGUGGGCUCACUAAACCCAGCGCGCGAGUACACGCCGCCCUGUGCGCCAGAUUCGUGUGCAUCAACGGCGGUGCCGGCCACCCGUGUGCGUGUAUCCGUGCCCGGAGCUGCCGACUCGAUCGCCGCGGCGUGCGAACUCUCACAUCCUUUCAUACCGACUAUGGAGCACCAUACCACAUAA
This is a messenger RNA of Hyposmocoma kahamanoa, 975 nucleotides long. Its product is annotated as mucin-7-like. The coding region runs from base 1 to 975 and encodes 324 amino acids. The transcript has a single exon. The record is from RefSeq and is a predicted model, not a curated record. Lineage: Eukaryota; Metazoa; Arthropoda; Insecta; Lepidoptera; Cosmopterigidae.